Molecule: messenger RNA, 7225 nt
Organism: Pelobates cultripes (western spadefoot toad)
Lineage: Eukaryota; Metazoa; Chordata; Amphibia; Anura; Pelobatidae
Source: the annotation of a GenBank genome assembly
AUGUUUCUCCGUAGAGCUGUGAUUGCUUUUGGUGGCUCUGCGUUUGCAGUUUUUGCUGCUGUGGGAAAGAGUGGUGAUGAUUCUGGUUUUCUAUGUCCACCUAUAAUCCCUGGGCGCUGGGAUUGGAACUGGGAUUGGUAAGUGUAGUGCUGUAGACACCUGCUUUGAAUAACACAGCAGGAAUUAAUAGGAUUUUUAUAUCUUUUACUCAGCUGGGGAGUUCCUCUGGAGUCUGGUUUCCAGGAGCUGAUCAUAUCAUAGAUGUGACUGUCAGGGUGGGGAGCGAAGAGACUUUAUCGUAGGACGGUUUGCCUGGUUUAUGAUUGAUACAAAUUGUGAUCCAUUUCACAUUAAAGAAACGGUUCCCAACAGUCCUCCAGUACCCCCUUAACCGUUCAGGAUUUAGGGAUUACCCAGUUGUGUCUAAGGAGUUUUUUAGAAAACACUUUACACGCAAUAGGGUAAUCCUACAUCCUGGACUGGUAGGGGGUACUUGAGGACUGGGUUGGGAACCCCUGCAUUAAAGGAACACUCAAGCAUUGUAACCAUUAGCAUGUGCUGUAGUGAUUAUGGUACCCUCAAUUUGUAAGCAGUCAAACAAGACUGGUUUGACUUUCAUGUGGUCUGUUGGGUGCUGUUUACCACCUUCACUACUUCUGUUGGCGGUCAUGAGCUCAUCCCUGCAUGGACAGAUUUUCAGCUCUGCUGGAAACCGUGAUCAGCAUCUGGUGGACCCCUGGUAAUCAUUCAAACUGUUCUAAAAUGUCUGACUACUUACAAUGGGUUGGUGUCUGGGCACUCCUGAUACCAUAACAAAUACAACAUGCACUUCCUUCAACUGUUCCAGGGAUAACUGUAGGUUAUUUAACCUAAGAUUACUUUUUAAAUUUUCCUUUUAGUAACCUACUCCGAAUUGGAGUCUUUAAAACCAGCAUUGCAAUGUGAUUGCUCAGCAUCCUAUAUUGGGGUUUUGUAACAUUGAAAUAACGGGAUAAUUUCUGUUAAGUGCAAAAUUUAAAUAGAAAUGGCCUAGUCAAGCUGGAAACAAAGUUUCUGUUCUCUUGUUUUUUGCACAUUGUAUUGGUGACUGUGCCCUGUCUGCACCACGUUUCAGAAUGACCCACACCUAUCGUCUAAAGCUGGUCAUUACUAGUUUUCUUAGUACCAUGUAUUUAAAUCUCCGCUUAAUUAGGUUCUUCAAAUGUAGCUUUCUGAUGCAAUAGUGAAGCAUACAACUCGGAAUCGGGUGGGGAGGAAACAAAGGCCUUAGAAUAAAAAAUGCAGUAACACAAAUCUACUUUAUUUAAAAAAUAUAUAUAUAUAUAUAUUUUUUUUUUUUUUUUUUCUAUGGAUAAAACUGGGAUUUGGGGUCUUCCUUUACCACUUAUUGAACAUGGAGUGACUUUAUCUUUCCUAAAGCCGUGAACCAAUGUCUCUAAUAAACUUGAAACAUCUGGAAGGAUGUACAGAGAAGGAGCGUGAGUGUAAGCUGCAGGAAUGUAAGUCUACUGCUGUCCGGCACAUCUUCCUGAUCCGACAUGGAAAGUACGACCAUGCUGAUUCUGAGUCUGAAAGGAGACUGACUGCCACAGGUGAGACUUGCAGUUUUGCAUAGGACUGGAUUUACAUGUUUGGUGAAUGCAGGGUUGGGAUAAAUGGGGGGGGGGAGGUGUGUUAAUAUUAGAGGUGUGAGGUGCCCCGAAAGCAGUCCACAUGCAAUCUCCUUGAUAAACAUGCAGGACAUAAGCAUUAAUAUGCACAUUUUAUAUUUUAGUCAGCUAUUUCAAGAGUAAGUGUGUGGCGGAACCAGCCUCGCCACUGGGCAUUGGAGAAGACUGAUUGCCGGCCUCCUGCCCUGUGACUAUGGCCCCAUGUUGAAAGGAUGGAUUUUCCCCUGCAAAGACCCAAAAGCUGGGUCUUUCGGUACUUUCCCUAUGUGAGCAGUGUUACCCAGAUAGCUAUGCCAUGGAGCCGAUUUGUAUAAUGAAAGACUUUGGCUCCAUGGCAAUUGAACUAUAUGUGUGUGCUCUGCGUGCCAUUCAGUAAUAAUGUGCGCUCAGAUCUGAGCUAUCUGGGGAUAUGUUGAAUGUACCUGUUUUGUGCAAUGGCUGCAGUUAUGUUUUUGUGUUUUAUUGUCUUUUGCUGCCAUGUGGCUAAUGGAGUUUUUCCUCUGUCCUGGAGAUAAUUGGAUUACGUCCCCAAUUAUCUCCAGGAUAGACUCUGUGGAACUGGUUUUGGGCAGAAAAGCCAUGCUGCAUUUGGUCAAAUAGGACUUUUCCUUAACUCUUGAACCACUGGACCAAUAUGUAUAAUUUUUGACAAAUGUUUGUAUUUGGAGUAUGCUGAUUCUGAAAAUGUAAGUUUUAUGUGAAUGUGAUGCAUACUUUUCAAGUUAUGAAUAAUGUGGAAAAACUGUUUCUCUGGCUGUGAUAAUUAGAGUAAUCAUAUCACAGCCAGAGGGGAGGAUUUUGUGUGGAAAUGUCUUUCUGUAAUGUACGUGUUAUUGGUUAUGUAAAACCCGGUGGGCAGUACUAAGUUUGUGGAUUGGGACUAAGAGGCUGUAUGUGCCAGUACAGUCAGUUCCUGCUUAACCCUCAAAGUGAAGUGUCGUCUCAUUAUUGGGGGAGGAUUUAUUGUAUGCUGUUCCAGUUUUACUGCUAGGAGUAUAAACCUAUUCGCAUGGUUUUUCCUAUUCGGCUGUAUACAACAUUCAUAUACGAGAGAAGGUAUACGCUUGUUCGGUGAUUGUGGUGUCGGCCAGAGUGCUUGGAGUCCUCAGGAAACGCUAGGAGCAUCUUUUAACGGAGGUACCCAGUCGGGGUGCCAGGUGAUGUGUUACUGCUAUUAGGCUUAAUCGGGGCACCGACUGCAAAUCUUUGAGUUAGGUCGGUAAUGCGUCAACAGUGGUAUGGUUGCAACGAUAGUUAUGGUGAUUACAUAAUGCAAACAAACUGGGUUGUUUCUGUCAAUUUAGCAGUCACGUUCUGUCGGGCUGUCAAAUUAUCCAGUAGCUACUGCUGCAGGAAUGUGCCAUAUAAUAGGUUAGUACAAUACUGUAUCAUCCCCUGGGGUGCCCCAGGAUGAAGUCCGUCUCUGGACAGGUCGGCAGAACGUUGCUCGUAUUUCCGGUAACUUGUCAUGGUGUGCCAUGUCAGGUCUCCCGAUCAGGGUGUCAGGGGUGCGCUGCGUUUUUUAUCGAGUAUGCGAUGCCUCGUUUGGGCUGUGCAGCGGCCCGCCAUGGGUGCCCGUGUGGUGGCAGUUUGAUGCGAUGGCCAUCUGGGCAUGAUGGAGUUGUUGAGGUGGGUCAUUGAGCCGGGGUAUGGCUGCUCUCAGAAUGGAGGGUGUUCUAGGUGUAACAGCUUUUGGUUUCAGGGGCAUUCUCGACGCCGCCUUUCUGGGCUGCUUCAGGGCUGUUGGUCGCUGCUGUGCGGCGGGGUGUGCAGCUUGAGGCAGGUGUCGUUGGUGUCCUCUGCCGCAGCCUGAGCUCCACUCUGAGCCAGAGGAUUUGUUCCAGGCUGAUCAGUGAGCCCUGCCGUGUUGCAUGGCAGCCGUCCGGCCGCAUGGUCUCCGCUCCACUUCCCCUUCGUUGCUGCCCUGUCGGGGAGGACCGGUAUCUCCCCCACCAGUCUCGGUUGCGGGUAACCCGCUUGUAGCAGUCGGGCCACUCCAGGCUGGGAGCUCGGCCGCCGCUCCUAUCAGUGCACUCCAGGCCUCAUGCCCUCGCGGGUAUUGUCUGUCGUCCGGUUUACCAUGGGGGCUGAUAGCCAGUAAGUUGUUUGGGGUCAUUUGCUGCCGCUUAUAGUGGAUUGAGGGUGCCUUUAGAUCCAUGUUUGCACAAAUCUGUAGGGAGCUUCAGUCAGGCACAUCUUCCCUCCAUGACAGUCAGGCCCCACCCCUACAAUUCUAACAGUCUGUUUCAACUCCAAAGCUCUCUGCUUCCCGGUAUUUCUGCUGCUUCUCAAAGCUUGGAAACCAGAAGACUCUUGCCUUGUCAAUCAGUGACAAGCUGAUGUACUUGGCUGAUCAGUGACUCCCAUUCAUAUAACUAGAUUGAAAGCUAGCGAUUCCCCAAUCAGUGGUGUUGGCCUAUUCUGAAAGCCUUCGGGGGAGGAGGAACAUAUACUAGUAUAGUGUUAAAGCAUUUUAAACAUCUUAUGUUUGACUCCUUACAUGGAGGGGGUGGGGCAUUCUAGGCACCAGAACAGCUGUAGUGGUUAUGGUACUUGCUAGUUCCUUUAACAAGCUACAUGCUGUCUUUCUCUUUCUACAGGGCGUGAACAGGCCAGCCUAACAGGACAGCGUCUGGCACUUCUUGCAAGUGAAGGGAAUAACUUUAGCUGCAUUAUUUAUUCUUCAUUGACCAGAUCCACAGAAACUGCUGAUAUCAUCAGUAAGAAUUUACCAGGUGAGCCAUGUGUACAGGGGAAGGAAAGGUUUUACUGGACCCUCUAUUGCACAUGUGGGAUUAGGCUGCUGCAUGUAGACCUCUGAAAUCCCAAUUCUUGCUGUCUAUGCAUAUUGUGAAUAACUGCAGGAUAACCGUUAUUGAGCUGUUUUGUUGGUGGUUUGGCUUUAAAUUUUUUUAUUUUAUAUAGGUAUUAAAAUGUGCAGCUCCAGUCUGCUUCACGAAGGACCUCCAAUCCGACCAGUUCCUGCGGAAUCCAAGUGGAUACCAGAGCUUUCUGUAAGCUAGAUCUAGUGGUGACUCAAUUUAAAGUUUCUGGUGUGCAUUCUGUUUCUGCUUUUUACCCUGGUCGUUGUCUCCAUCUUAGUAUUUUAAAGAUGGCCCACGCAUUGAGGCUGCAUUCAGGAAGUACAUCCACCGUGCAGAUCCAGAACAAACAAAAGACAGUUAUGAAAUAAUAGUCUGCCAUGAUAAUGUGAUCCGCUACUUUGUAUGCAGGUAAAAUUAUCAUUCUAAAUCAUCUGUGGUCACCACCGGUAUCUUCCAGGCCCUCUAUUCCUAACCUGCAUUUUUAUUUUUUCUUUAAACACUCUUAUUUAACAAAGUAAAUAUUUGAUGGAGUACACUAAACCCAGAACAACUAUACAAAAUUGAAAUGAGAAUCCAGUAUUGUAAAAUUGUGGGCAAUUUUUACUAUAAUGAACUGUGCUGCUUAUUAAACAUGUUUUCAUCCAAAUGUUAUCAAAUCUUGUGGUAACUGGAUGGCAUGUACUAAUUUAUCUGCCUUUACAGCAGGCUUCCCUAAACGCUGGCCCUCCAGAUGUUGCUGAACUACAACUCCCAUGCAGUGGCGUACACAUGACCCAUGGGGCCCCGGUGCGAAAAUUCAUCGGUGGGACCCCCCGUGCUUACUCGGCGCGGGUCAGGGCCGCAACACGUGGCGGCGGGCACCGGGUUGCAGGGCUGCGACCCCGCAACUGCAGUAUGCACACACACUUAAAGGACCACUACAGACACCCAGAUCACAUCAGCUCAAUGAAAUGGUCUUGGUGCGAGGUCCCUCUAGUUUUAACCCUGCAGCUGAAAACAUAGCCGUUUCAGAGAAACGGCUAUGUUUCACUGACGGUUAAUCCAGCCUCUGGUGGCUGUCUCAUUGACCGCUGCUAGAGGAGCUUCCGCGAUUCUCACUGUGAAAAGACCCUGAACAUCCAUAGGAAAGCACUGAGUAAUGCUUUCCUAUGGGCGGUUUAAAUGCGUGCGCGCGCCUCUUGCCGCGCAUGUGCAUUCAGAGCUGAGAGGCAGAGGGAUCCCCAGCGCCAAGGGAGUCUGACGCUGGAGAAAGGUAAAUGCUGAAGACACACACACACACACACACACACACGCAUAAACACAAGCUAACAUACACUUUCACUGGCAAACACACUGGGGUCCAGUGGUGGUGCUGCUGGGCGGGCGGGCUGCCGGCGUGCGAGGGAGCACUCUCCCUUGUGUGCUCCCUCUUCAGCUACCUCGCGCGCCACAUAGGGAUGCCGGCACCAGAAGAUGACGUCAUCUUCCGGCUCCGGCAUCAGUGUGGUGCGCGAGGGAGCACACAGGGGAGAGUGCUCCCUUGCGCGCCGGCCACCCAGACAGCCCGCCCGCUGGGGUCAGCAGGGCCAGCCUUGGGGGGGGGCCCUGAGGUGGCCGCCUCCUGGGCCCACCAGGAGAAGAGGCUGGCCCUGUGGGUACAUGCCGGGCCCGGUCGCAGCCGCGACCCUGGUAUGUACGCCACUGCUCCCAUGAUUCUCAGACCAUUUAAUAGUCAUAAGAGUUGAUGUCAAGGCCGGACUGGGGAUACAAAACUGCCCUGUAAAAAAAUGUAUGCCAGCCCCAUAAAUCAUUGCACCAUGUAAUAUGUAAAGCUAUGUCUUGCCACCCCAGAUGAUUGAAUUAUAAAAUAUAUAUUUCUAAUAUCAAAUAUUGGUCCUUGCAGACAAACAAGCUCAUUGAUACAGCCUCAUAAACAAAUGAUCUCAUUAACAUAAAAACAGAAGCUCCUUCACUAGAAGGCACGCACGCACACAAAGCUUUAUUGUAGUGGUACUGGUGUCUGUAGACUGUCCCUGCAGGCUUUCUAAUGUAAAAACUGACCUUUCAGAGAAAAGGCAGUGUUUGCAUUGCUUCAAAGUGACCGUCACUCAGACGGUCACUAGAGGUGCUUCCUGUGUUUCUACAUUAAGGGCCUCCAUGCUCUAGAGAUACUGAAAAUUCCCCAUAGAGAUACAUUGAUUCAAUGCAUAUCUAUGAGGAGAUGAUGAUGAUGAUGAUGAUGAUGAUUGGUGCCGCUUUUUGCAGCUAAUCCUCUGGCAAAGCAUUGGAUUGGCUGAGAUCAUCAAGCUUGAUCCCAGCCAUAGAGGCAGGGCCAGUGGAGGGGAGACCAGCACGGCGUGGGGGGAAAAAAGUGAGUAAAAAACACUAUUGACAGACACACUCACACUGACACACAUUACUGACACACAUUGCCCGGCCCCAGGUGCUGAUGGUUAGUUCGGCCCUGGUUGUAGUUCAGCAACAUCUGGAGGGCCAGAGUUUGGGGAAUCCGGCUUUACAGCAUUAAAAAUAACCUCUCUAUUGUACAAUCUUGUCUUAUGCUUUCCAUGUACUGACCAAAUGUAUAUCUUCAUCUACAGGGCACUACAACUCCCACCUGAAGCUUGGCUCCGGAUGUCUCUCUAUCAUGGUAGUAUUACAAAGCUGGUGAUAAAACCUGAUGGUGAUGUGUCACUGAAGAUGCUUGGUGAUGCUGGCUUUAUGCCCCCGAGGAAACUCACAGGAGCUUAG